Molecule: messenger RNA, 1005 nt
Organism: Scomber japonicus (chub mackerel)
Lineage: Eukaryota; Metazoa; Chordata; Actinopteri; Scombriformes; Scombridae
Product: caspase-6-like
Exons: 8
Coding region: 59-958 (299 amino acids)
Biological process (GO): proteolysis; apoptotic process
Cellular component (GO): cytoplasm
Source: RefSeq, a predicted model, not a curated record
GACAAAGCAGAUUCAUUUUUUCCAGUGGUGUCGGUCGGGCAAGUAACAACCUGUGGACAUGUCUAACACGACAACAGACAGCUGUGCAGCAAGUGUUGCUAAAGGCAACAAGACAGACAUAGUCAAGGCGGAAUGCAGUGAGAACCGAACAGAGAUUGAUGCCUUCAUUGGGCAGUUGUCUUUGGAUCCUGCAGAGGAGUACAAGAUGAACAACAAACGUCGAGGUCUCGCUCUUAUCUUUAAUCAAGAGCACUUCUACUGGAUGCCACGCAGGUUUGGGACCAACGCUGACCGCCACAACUUGGAGAGAAGAUUAAAGGAGCUAAACUUUGAUGUGAAGGUUUAUGAAAACUACAAAAAGGAGAAAGUCUGGAAUAAAAUCUGUGAAGCCUCAGAAGCUGACCAUUCAGAUGCAGACUGCUUUUUGCUCAUCUUCUUGAGCCACGGCGAACAAGACCAUGUUUUCGCCUUUGAUGACAAGAUCUCCAUCCCAGACAUCACGGCUCUGUUCAAAGGAGACAAGUGUAAGAGCCUUGUAGGAAAGCCAAAGAUCUUUGUAUUACAGGCAUGCCGCGGAGACAAGCAUGAUGACCCAGUGACGCCCGCCAAUAAUGAUGAUGUUGACAGUCACUUGAUGACAAAUCAGGUGGUGGUGGAUGCCCAUGCCAUCCAUACCCUCCCUGCUGGAGCUGAUUUCAUCAUGUGCUAUUCAGUGGCUGAAGGCUACUAUUCCCACCGGGAGACCAUCAAUGGCUCCUGGUACAUUCAGGAUCUGUGUGACGUACUUAAAAAGUUUGGGAGUUCCCUUGAAUUUACAGAAUUGCUCACACUGGUCAACAGGAAAGUGUCGAUGAGGAGCGUUGGCAAUUGUAACGACCGGAGUGCAAUUGGAAAGAAGCAAGUACCUUGCUUUGCUUCAAUGCUGACCAAGAAACUUUACUUCAGACAAAAUAAGUAACUCUUUCAGACCUCAGUCCUUAAAUGAGCUGGUUUCAUGUACUUGGG